Chlorella variabilis is the source of this 588-nucleotide messenger RNA. RefSeq lists its product as hypothetical. NCBI's taxonomy places the organism in Eukaryota, Viridiplantae, Chlorophyta, Trebouxiophyceae, Chlorellales, Chlorellaceae. The record is from RefSeq and is a predicted model, not a curated record. Bases 1 to 588 code for a protein of 195 amino acids. The transcript has 4 exons.
AUGACGCCCUGCUGGCUCAGCCCUCCCCUCUGCGACAUAUGCAAGACGGGCUGGGGCCGUCUCAACGGCACCGUCGCCACCUGCGUCCCUUGCGCACCAGCCAACUGCGCACGGUGCAAGGGGAGCACCCCAAACGUCUGCACCGUCUGCCUGCCACGCUAUUUCAGGACCAGCCAGGGCACCUGCAAGAAGUGCCCUGCUAACUGCGUGGAGUGCGAGAAUCUCACCGGCAAGUGCCUGCGCUGCAAGCCCCCCACGUGGGAUGCGGAUGCCUACUCCUGGGCACCCGUGUACGGCAAGACCGAUGCCGGCACCUGCGUGCUGUGCACCCCCACCUCCCCCAAUGGCGGCUACCACCUGGGCUGGUGCGCGGCAUGCGAUGGCGACAAGCCCAGCAAAUGCACCAAGUGCGUGGACAAGAACAACGGCUUCCCCAUGUACGUGCAGCAAGACAAGGACUGCGGCUUCUGCACCUCCCUCCACGGUGACAAGUGCCUCAAGUGCCGCAACGGCGAUGGCAAGUGCGUCAUCUGCGACACCGACAAUGGGUACAUCUUUGAUGGCGUGUUCAGCUGCAAGAAGCCCUGA